Molecule: messenger RNA, 1046 nt
Organism: Rotaria sordida
Lineage: Eukaryota; Metazoa; Rotifera; Eurotatoria; Philodinida; Philodinidae
Source: the annotation of a GenBank genome assembly
AUGGUUAAACAGAAAGGAAAAAAUACAUCAACACAUGAGUUGAUGUUAACAACAAUAUCUGAUGUUGUUAAACAAUUAAUUGAAGGAUACGAACAGGGAAAAGAAAUUGAUUUAAAUAAAGUUAAAUGUAAAGCAUCAGCUAAAUAUGGACUUAGUUUACAACCACGUUUAGUUGAUAUUAUUGCUGCCAUACCAGAAUCAUAUAAAAAAGUUCUUCUACCAAAAAUAAAAGCUAAACCUGUUCGAACAGCUAGUGGUAUUGUUGUUGUUGCUGUUAUGUGUAAACCUCAUCGAUGUCCACAUAUAGCUAUGACUGGUAAUAUUUGUGUAUAUUGUCCUGGUGGACCAGAUUCUGAUUUUGAAUAUUCAACACAAUCUUAUACAGGAUAUGAACCGACAUCAAUGCGAGCUAUUCGAGCCCGAUAUAACCCAUAUUUACAAACGAAACAUCGUCUUGAACAAUUAAAACAACUUGGACAUAAUAUAGAUAAAAUAGAAUUUAUAGUGAUGGGUGGAACAUUUAUGUCACUGCCAGAAAGUUAUAGAGAUUAUUUUAUUCGAAGUUUACAUGAUGCUUGUUCAGGUCAUACGAGUAAUAAUGUUAAUGAAGCUGUUAGAUAUUCUGAAUGUAGUAAAACAAAAUGUAUUGGAAUUACAAUUGAAACUCGCCCUGAUUAUUGUCUUAAAGUUCAUUUGAGUGAUAUGCUUGCAUAUGGAUGUACACGUCUUGAAAUUGGUGUUCAAAGUGUUUAUGAAGAUGUUGCCAGAGAUACAAACAGAGGACACACUGUAAAAGCCGUAACUGAAUCAUUUCGAAUGGCAAAAGAUUCUGGUUUUAAAGUUGUUUCACAUAUGAUGCCUAAUUUACCUAAUGUUGAUCUUGAACGUGACCUCUCUCAAUUUAAAGAAUUUUUUGAAAAUCCAGAAUUUCGUCCUGAUGGUCUAAAACUUUAUCCAACACUUGUUAUUCGUGGCACUGGUCUAUAUGAAUUAUGGCGAACAAAUCGUUAUGCAAGUUAUCCACCUUCAGUUCUUGUUGAUUUAGU